This is a messenger RNA of Saccharomyces mikatae IFO 1815, 1329 nucleotides long. It is a transcript of the gene DEG1, whose product is annotated as pseudouridine synthase DEG1. The coding region runs from base 1 to 1329 and encodes 442 amino acids. Gene Ontology annotation, molecular function: RNA binding; pseudouridine synthase activity. Gene Ontology annotation, cellular component: nucleus; cytoplasm. Gene Ontology annotation, biological process: tRNA pseudouridine synthesis; mRNA pseudouridine synthesis. The record is from RefSeq and is a predicted model, not a curated record. NCBI's taxonomy places the organism in Eukaryota, Fungi, Ascomycota, Saccharomycetes, Saccharomycetales, Saccharomycetaceae. The transcript has a single exon.
AUGAGUGAUUUCAUUAGGAGAAUAGUUACGAAAAUGAAAGCGGUUUCAACAGGUACUAAUAUCAUUGGUAACAAUAAGAACUCAAGUUAUGUAAACUGGUCCAAAGAACAACUAAUACGAAGGAUCACUGAGCUAGAAAAUGCAAACAAUCAAGACACUAAUAAAUCCCGUCACGUCGAAGAUAGCAAGAAACGUAAGCUGUCGCAAGAACAGAUAAUUAAAAACAAGACGAAAAAGCCUUUAAAGAAGUUCGACUUUUCUAAACAUAAUACUAGAUUCAUCGCUUUGAGAUUCGCCUAUUUGGGCUGGAAUUACAAUGGGUUAGCUAUACAAAAAGAAUAUACGCCUUUACCUACAGUAGAGGGUACCAUUUUGGAGGCUAUGAAUAAGUGUAAGCUUGUUCCAUCGAUGGUUUUACAAGACUAUAAUUUCAGCAGAUGUGGUAGAACAGAUAAAGGUGUGAGUGCGAUGAGCCAAGUUAUUUCGCUAAAAGUUCGUUCAAACUUGACAGAUGAAGAACAGCUUGACCCAGCCAACGAUUGCAAGGAAAUACCUUAUGUUCAUGUCUUGAAUCAGCUACUGCCCGACGAUAUUCGUAUAUCGGCUGUCUGCCUCAGACCUCCACCGAAUUUUGAUGCAAGAUUCAGUUGUGUUCACCGACACUAUAAGUAUGUUUUCAAAGGAGAGAACCUUGACAUUGAUAAAAUGUCCAAAGCGGCAUCAUAUUUUCUUGGAGAGAAAGACUUCAGAAAUUUUUGUAAACUUGAUGGUUCAAAACAAAUCACCAACUUUAAACGGACAAUAAUAAGCUCAAAGAUUCUUCCCCUUUCUGGAACUUUCUACUGUUUCGAUCUAAUUGGUUCAGCAUUUCUGUGGCACCAGGUUCGUUGCAUGAUGGCUGUUCUUUUUUUAGUUGGUCAAGCGCUCGAAGAACCUGAAGUUGUCUUGCACCUGCUUGAUAUUGAAAGAACACCUCGAAGACCUGUUUAUGACAUGGCAGAUGAUAUCCCAUUAUUAUUAUACGAUUGUAAAUUUCCUCAAAUGAAAUGGCAAGAGCCUGCUGUGGAUGACUAUAAGGCAAUAAAAUUUACCACAGCAACUGAAGCGUUGACAUUACAUUACGAACUAAAGGCCACAGUGUGCAACAUUUUUAAGGAUGUUUUGCCCACAGCUGAUUCUAGUAAGCUCUCAAAGACAGUCAUUAACUUGGGUGAUGGGAAGGGUAAGAUAGUAGGAAAUUAUUUGAAACUGAAGGAAAGAAGUGUGAUGGAAUCCGUAGAAGUUGUUAAUGCCAAGUAUUUUAAAAGAAAGGAUAAAAAAAGUAAAUAA